AUGGUCUCAUUCAAUCCAGACGACGAAGAUGUCGGGAAAUUUGAAGCAUUGUCGUACUUCUGGGGCUCGGAAGAAGAUCCUAUUGAUGUCUUCAUAGGCGAAGGAGAAGAAGUCACUCUCGCCGUGACUGGGAAUUUGGCCGAAGCUCUACCUUAUCUUCGCUAUACCCACAAACCGCAAGCAUUCUGGAUCGACGCCAUCUGUGUCAACCAGAAAGAUCUCGUGGAGAGGAGUAAACAGGUGGGGCGAAUGGCAGACAUCUACUCCAAAGCCGACAGUGUGGUCGUUUGGCUUGGUCCAGAAUCUUAUGACAGCGAUAUAGCAAUAGCUUGCAUCGAAGAGAUAGCUGGUCGUAUCAAAGUCAAUUUCUCACUGCAAGUCAUGGAGCCGACGACGGAAGAGACGCACUGGGGCGACGCAAGAUAUACGCUACCAUUCAAAAGGCGCGAGUUUCGAGCACUCUCGAAUCUCCUCGGCCGGAACUGGUUCCAGAGAUUAUGGGUCUGGCAAGAAGUCCACCUUGCUACCCACAAUCCUGUUGUGAUGUGUGGAUUCCGCCGAAUUUCUUGGUCAGGCUUGCGCAAAGCCGUCUUCGGUUUGUUCGCAAAGCCCAGACCGACAAGCAGCGCAGAUGUCGUGGUCAUGGAGCACCUGAGGACAGCAUACUCGUUAAUGCUUGGACAAGAUAGUAACCAGUUUGAUAGGCUUCUUUACCAGACCAGACACACCAAGUGUACAGACCCAAGAGAUAGAGUCUUUGCAUUAUGUUCCUUGAGUCGUUCAGACCAUGGUAUGCUUGAAAUGCAGACGGACUUCACCAAGGAAGUGCAUGAGGUUUAUCAAGAUGCCAUGCUACACUGGACCCGAAAGACUCGCUGUCUCAAUCUUCUAUGCAUGGUCGAAAUGCACGAGCAUCUCAAGGGAGUUCCAUCUUGGAUACCGGAUUGGUCCACCAAAAGACUCACAAAGCCUCUCCCUUAUGGUCUGGCAGGCGGCCUCACAGAGUCUCUGAUACCUUCAGAUGUUAACCACAUACUGCCAGCAAUGGGUGUCAUUGUCGGCGAGGUCAAAGCAGCCGAGGAUUUCGACUACUCGGACGAUGGGGACGCAGAAAUGGGGCCCAUGGCACGAGAACUGUGCCGUGUGGUCUCCCGACUAGACAUCACAGGACCUUUCAUCCCAGGCAGCAAGCUUGCCAAAAAUCUCUGCGUCGUUGUCGUUGGAAAUCGGUAUUUGGAGCGAUUCUUUCCUCCCAAUACGAAUGAACUGCCUUUUGAGGAUAUCGAGAAAACGCUAUGCCAUGCGCUCAACUACGUGUUUGGAUGGACAGAGCACAUAACGCGUGGCAAGGAGACAUCGCUCUACACGACCACGGAUGGGAGAUUCGGUCUCGCACCUGCCAAGACUUUACCGGGAGACGUGGUCGCUAGUCUUCUCGGCUGCCCCUCAGCCAUGAUACUCCGCCCCGUCCAGGACGGCAAGUACCAAGUCAUAGGAGAAGCUCUCUGUCAAGGAUUCAUGUACGGCGAAGGCCUUCUUGGUCCGUUGCCAGAACACGUUGAGCCGAUCUUGUAUUAUGCCGAUAAUCUUGGCGAGGAUUGGUGGGCGUUUCUUAACCAAGAGACGACGGAGUUUUUGCCUGAGGAUCCGAGGUUGGGGGAGUUGCCGAAGGGGUGGAUGAAGACGGAACAUGAGUAUGAUAAGACGUUUAGUAUCUUUGUGCAUGAGGGGACGGAGGAGAGGUUGUAUAAUGUUGAUCCGAGGAUGACACCUGAGAGUCUGAGGGAGAGGGGGGUUGAUUUGAAGACUUUUGAGUUGGUGUGA
This is a messenger RNA of Mollisia scopiformis, 1824 nucleotides long. RefSeq lists its product as uncharacterized. The record is from RefSeq and is a predicted model, not a curated record. Lineage: Eukaryota; Fungi; Ascomycota; Leotiomycetes; Helotiales; Mollisiaceae. The transcript has 2 exons. The coding region runs from base 1 to 1824 and encodes 607 amino acids.